Molecule: messenger RNA, 1538 nt
Organism: Eucalyptus grandis
Lineage: Eukaryota; Viridiplantae; Streptophyta; Magnoliopsida; Myrtales; Myrtaceae
Product: UPF0481 protein At3g47200
Exons: 2
Coding region: 474-1409 (311 amino acids)
Source: RefSeq, a predicted model, not a curated record
UCUCUCUCUCUCCCUCUGCCGACGGAUUCUCCUCUUUUCUCACCCUGAACAGAAACUUGCGGAACCUCUGAAACUCCCCGAACCAUGUUACCCUCGCCGCCCCCACUGGACCCGAACGAGACUAACUGGAUCGUUCAUGUCAACGAGAACCUCAACUGCAUGCCCAGAGACGAGCAACAGUGCUGGAAGUCUCCGUCCAUCUACAAGGUUCCCCCCUCCAUCACCCGCCUCAACUGGGAGGCCUACCAACCGCAGGUUGUCUCUUUCGGCCCCUAUCACUACGACGAGGUCCACCUCCGUCCAAUGGAGGAGCACAAGCACCGCGCACUCCUCCACUUCCUGAAUCGGUCCGGGAAGUCCCUCAAGCGCUUCUUUGAGUCCCUGAGGGAGGUGGUGCAUAAGCUCGAGGACAGCUACGACAAGCUGGACCAGAAGAAGUGGAAGGAGGGUACGGGGGCAAGUUCCUGGAGCUGAUGAUCACGGACGGCUGCUUCAUGCUCGAGAUCAUGAGGACUGUGACAAGUGGGGAGAAGAAUAAUGGCUAUGCGCCCGAUGACCCCAUCUUCAGCAUCCACAGGCUGGAAUACAUAGCCCCGUAUAUAAAACGGGACAUGCUGCUGCUGGAGAAUCAGCUGCCGCUGCUAGUGCUGUAUCAGCUGGUUGCCAUCGCGAACGAUGGCAAGGAGGAUAACGUCAACGAGCUCAUCGGAAAGUUCUGCUUCCCCCAUGAAAAAAAAGAGUUCAAGGGGUUAGACAGUUGCCUGCAUGUCAUGGACGUCUUCAGGCAAGGCCUGCUGAUGGGACCCAAGGAGGUAGAGGACGUACGGAAAGAGCAAGACCCACGGCCUCAAGGACACUCUGAGGAGGCCGAGCCGAUAAUCCGGUCAGCCAAUGAGUUCAGCGAGGCCGGGAUCAAGUUCGAGAAAAGCAAGACCAGAAGCCUCAAGGACAUCUCCUUUGGGGGGGUCCUGAAGCUCCCACUUUUCAUGGUGGACGACACCACCGAGUCCAUGUUCCUCAACGUUAUGACGUUCGAGCGCUUGCACAUCAACGCUGGGAACGAGGUCACAUCCUACGUCGCCUUCAUGGACAAAAUCAUCAACAAUGAGGAGGAUGUCGCCCUGCUCCACACCGAAGGCAUCAUCCAGAAUAAUUUCGGAAGCGACAAGGCAGUCGCCGAUUUAUUCAACUCUCUGUGCACGGACGUGACGCUCCCAUUUAACAAAAAUCUCGAUGACGUGCAACAGAAGAUCAGCAAGCACUGCAAGACGCGCUGGAACAUAUGGAGGGCUAAUCUCAAUCACAACUACUUCAAGAGUCCUUGGACCAUAUUGUCUCUCAUUGCUGCCUUCUUCCUCUUCGCACUCACCAUAAUUCAGACCGUAUACACCCUGCUCAGCUACUAUUGAACCCUCCCGUUGCCUCUGCAUAAUAAUUUCUUUUUGCCAUUUUUUGGGCGUUUCUCCUAUUGGCUGAUGCUUGAUAAUUAUCUGUUCAUUGGCUGUUGGUUGUUGUCAUAAAUGAUUUUCCUCCUGUUU